Molecule: messenger RNA, 483 nt
Organism: Angiostrongylus costaricensis
Lineage: Eukaryota; Metazoa; Nematoda; Chromadorea; Rhabditida; Metastrongylidae
Source: the annotation of a GenBank genome assembly
AUGAACCUUGUGGAGAAAUUGUUUUCCAAGUACGUCAUGCACGAUUCACGAGUGAAUAUCUCCGAGUGCUCUAGUUACGUCUACCUAGGUCAGGAAAUUAGCAUGAUGAACGACUUUGCUCUUCAGUUGAGCAGAAGUAAUCAAGCGGCUUGGGAAGCUUUUAAGAGCAUCGACCAUGUGCUUGGCUACGGUCCAUUUGGAGGCUAUGGAGGCUAUGGAGGCUAUGGAGGCUAUGGAGGCUAUGGAGGCCCUCCAGGCUACGGCGGAUUUCCACCCUAUGGAAGGUAUUUCUUUGGCGGUGGAGGAUUUUCGCCCUUUGGCGGUGGAGGAUUUCCGCCCUAUGGCGGAUUUCUACCUUAUGGCGGAUCACCCUACGGGGGCUUCGGAUUCGGUGGCUUCGGCAGAUUUGGCGGCCCUGGCUCGCUCGACGGUGCUCUUAGAGGGGCCGCGUAUGGAGCCCUGCAAGCCAUUAGCGGCGGGUAA